This is a messenger RNA of Diospyros lotus (date-plum), 874 nucleotides long. RefSeq lists its product as uncharacterized. The record is from RefSeq and is a predicted model, not a curated record. The transcript is spliced from 2 exons. The coding region runs from base 38 to 637 and encodes 199 amino acids. NCBI's taxonomy places the organism in Eukaryota, Viridiplantae, Streptophyta, Magnoliopsida, Ericales, Ebenaceae.
AAGCCCAACCUAGCAACGAAACACCGAGUGCCGUACCAUGAGAGAGUCAGAGACCCGGACAGACGGAGAGAUCGAAGAAUCAGCCACCGGCGAGGGCGGCUACGCCGUCGCCGGCGAAGAGUCAGCGCCGCUGCUACCGAAGCCGUCGACGGCGAAGCAGGCGCAGACCAAGGUCCCGGAGGUCGAGGUCCACCUCUAUCGGCUCGGUAAAGGUCCGAUCGACGUCUUCAAGUCGGCGCUGGGCGGGUGGGGCCAGGACCAGCUGGAAGUCCGAGACAUCCUCGACAAGUACGGAUUCAAAUCGGUCUUCGCCUUCAAACCCGAGUCAGGGCGCGGUGCCCCGAUCCGGUUCAACCCGAGAAAUGGCCGAUCUUUGCUCCCUUACAAAGACGGAGGCGUAAUUUGCAUCGAUGGCGAGCCCAAGGAUUCUCUACUCAAACCUAUUACCAAGAUCUUGCUAGGGGUUGCAUUUAUAACCUGUAUGAUAGCAUUGGUUACAAAGGAAUACCCAGAUUGGAUGCGAAAAUUAAAUAUAUCCGGUGGGAGAAUUCCUCCUUGGAUUCUUGCUUGUGUGGCUAUUGUUUUCACUCGCAUGAAGAAGAGAACUAAGGACUUCAUGAAAAACUGGAGUUGGUGAGUGUAUGCCAAUGCCCCAGGAGCUUUCAUUUUCUAUUCGAAUGUCCAUUCUGAAAUUCAGAUGUUUGUGAAGGCGGAAGCAGCAACUAUAUGCACUCAAGCAAACUCAUGCUUUUUUUGUUGUUGUUGGUGUUGUUGUUGUUGUUGUUUUCAUAGAUAUAAACAUAUGCGUGCAUUGAUGAACAUACAAUAUAGAUUGAGUAUUUGUAUUAAGCAAAGGAGAGUGGUGAUUCCUAAA